AUAUAUUAAAGCCAAAUGCAUAUUGAAAACAAAAUAUGCGUGAGCAACAUCAAUAGCACGUGAAGCGCACUUUUUUUUAAGCUAACCCCCCUAAGUACCGUUUUAAUCUAAGUUCGUUUAACCGACAAUUUGAUUACUUGUAUUGGAGGUAUUUUGUUGGCAUGGCUGGUGUUUUAUUUGAAGACAUAUUCAAUGUCAAGGACAUGGAUCCCGAAGGCAAAAAGUUUGAUCGUGUUUCUCGCUUGCAUUGUGAAUCUGAAUCCUUUAAAAUGGACUUGAUAUUGGAUAUAAAUUCUUGGUUAUAUCCUAUGGAAUUGGGCGAUAAAUUUCGUUUAGUUCUAGCCACUACAUUACGUGAGGACGGUUGCCCCGAUGCCGGCGAAUAUAAUCCUCUCGAACACGAUGGAAGUCGAGCUGAUAGUUUUGAAUAUGUUAUGUUCGGCAAAGUAUAUCGCAUAGAAGGUGAUGAAGCGCAUAAUGAAGCAUCGUCUCGCCUGUCAGCAUACGUAUCAUUCGGUGGUCUAUUAAUGCGCCUGCAAGGUGAUGCAAAUAAUUUGCAUGGUUUUGAAGUGGACCAACAAAUGUAUUUAUUGAUGAAGAAACUAGCUUUUUAAAAUCAUUUCACUUUUUUUGAUAUGAGUUGCUCAUAAGAUAGAAUAUAAUAACAAAUUACGUGUGUACAGUUAAGAAAUCCUAAAAGAUGAAAGCAAUAUAAAUAGAAAUAGAUAGAAGCAUAUUAACUCGAUACUUUAGAUAUAUGCUGUAGAUAUUAUUGUAUGAGUUUCAAGUCUCAACAUUAUAUAAAAUAAGAAAAUUUAAGUUCGUAAAU
Glossina fuscipes is the source of this 829-nucleotide messenger RNA. It is a transcript of the gene Rpb8, whose product is annotated as DNA-directed RNA polymerases I, II, and III subunit RPABC3. The record is from RefSeq and is a predicted model, not a curated record. Gene Ontology annotation, cellular component: RNA polymerase I complex; RNA polymerase II, core complex; RNA polymerase III complex. Gene Ontology annotation, molecular function: DNA-directed RNA polymerase activity. The coding region runs from base 162 to 614 and encodes 150 amino acids. The transcript has 2 exons. Gene Ontology annotation, biological process: DNA-templated transcription. NCBI's taxonomy places the organism in Eukaryota, Metazoa, Arthropoda, Insecta, Diptera, Glossinidae.